This is a messenger RNA of Hyla sarda, 1170 nucleotides long. RefSeq names its product ring finger protein 138 (gene RNF138). The transcript has 6 exons. Bases 335 to 1108 code for a protein of 257 amino acids. The record is from RefSeq and is a predicted model, not a curated record. NCBI's taxonomy places the organism in Eukaryota, Metazoa, Chordata, Amphibia, Anura, Hylidae.
UUGUUUUUGUAAAAAAAAAAACAAGUGGAAAUCUAGCCUUAGAGACCUCCUUGUGCCAGCAACAUGCACCCAAAACAAUAAGGCACACAUAGUCAAUCCUUCUGGUUUUGCUCUAAACUAAAUGUCAUAAAAUGUUGUUGAAAAAAAUGCAUGCACCAAACACGUGACAAAUGUAGUAACAAAAUAACUUCUAAACUGCUUGAUUAAGCCCCCUCCCUGUAGAAUAAAUAUGGUGUGACCCUUGCCUCAGUAUAUACUCAGCCCUGAGUGAACAAUACUCACACCAAUUCAUAAGGUUGGGGCCCAAUUGGAAGCAGUGUGGUGCUCAGGUGAUAUGAAUCAGGACUUGAGCAGAUGGAUGAAGCCUACUCAAAUUCAGGCUAUUGCCAAAUUCUCUUCAUGUAGUCUGAAAGGGAAUCCUUUAAUGGCUGAAGCAAGUGCCUUAACAUCUAUAUUCUCAGAGAAUCAUGAAGCAGAAGAUUUCAGCUGUUCGGUUUGCCAGGAGAUCUUUCAGACACCAGUCAGGACUCAUAACUGUCAGCAUGUUUUUUGCAGAAAAUGCUUGUUGAUGGCUGUUAAAGCAAGUGGGGCCCAUUGCCCUCUCUGCCGUGGGGCAUUAUUUAGAUGGGAAAGAUCAGCACCAACAAGAGCUUCUGACAUAGAAACGAAAAUGAGGAUCCUUUCGCUAGGGUGCACAUACUGUGGGAAGCAGGUGAAGUUGUCCUACAUGCGACUCCACUACAAGUCCUGCCGGAGUUACCAGGAGGAAUUUGGAAUUGCCCCCAAAGACUCGAAACUGAAGAGUGACCCAUGUGCUGCCAAACUGUUUGAUACAGGAUACAAGUGUCCACUGUGCCAUCAGGAGAAUCUGGGUAGAAAAGCCUUACUGGACCACUGUAACUUCAUGCAUUAUUUUGAAGUUGUAGAAGCGGUGUGCCCUAUAUGCUCGGCUUUGCCUGGUGGGGAUGUCUAUCAUGUAACUGGGAAUUUUGUUGGACAUCUAAAUGCUAGACACCAGUUUAAUUAUGAAGAGUACAUGAAUGUCUAUCUUGAUGAAGAAGCCCAGUUCCAAGCUGCAAUUGAAAAAUCCUAUCAAUCUUUGUUUUGAGUAAAGUAACAAAAUUGUAAACAUUCUUAAAUUGAAAAAUGGCAAAUUUGUGUUGUUUUUUU